UGGAAGACAGCAGAAUAUAAAUCUGUUUGUUGAGAUCAGGAGAAAGCUAGUGGCUAGACUGGGUCGGGUGGCUGCAAGCAUCAAAAGGUGCAUGGGCUUCCCUGCUUAUUGUGGAUGAGCGCGAAAACAAGGAAGUAGAUACCGUGGAGGCUACCCGCAAACACUGGGCUUGUCUGUCAACCUUACAGGAGAGGUGGGUUGGUGGGAGGUCUAUGACCCCCCCACAUCAUUUUCAUCUGGGUGAAAGAGUGACCGAGAGAAAAGGGGGGGAAAAGAAGGUGUCAGCGAGGGACACUGAGCAAUCUCUAUUCAUUCCUUACCCCCAUUCACAACUCCAUUGCUUCCCAUUAUCACUGCGAUGUAGUGGUGUUCAUGUCGAUUGUAGGAGGAAGGGUCCCAUUGACUGAGGCUGAACCCCUCGCUCCAGCCUAACACAGCCUUUUUCAUUACCAAGCCCCAUCGCUCCCUCUCCCUGGCGUCUGUCUGUUAUUUUCUCCCGUAUCUCUUUUUCAUUGUCCUUUCCACACUGAUCAGGAUUCAGAAGGCAUUCCCCUUUAGAUAGAAGUGGGUGUUUCUGGAGCUGUCAGUUUCUUUGGUUCUGCUACAAAAGACAGCUGAGUGGGAGAAAAGCGAGCGGUAGAGAGAAAAGAGAAUUGAAGAGGAACCUGAAGAAAAGGAGGAGCUGGGGCUGCGUGGAAGAACUGACAUCCAGUAGGUGAAUUGUGAUUAAAUAGAAAUUGUAAAACAAGCUGACAACCAUUUUAAGAUAACAGUUGGAAUUUGCCACUUAGCUGCUUAUCGUUGGAAUAAAAGGCUCAAGCUGCCAAGCAAAAACCCUGGCGACGGUUUGGUUUUUGUUCUACAUUUGGUUGCUUAUUACGUCACUCUAACCUGAAGUUCUUGAAGAAACACUAGAAUCUUGAGGAUCCCUCACCCAACCUGUCACCAUGAAGGGGGACUCCGAGGAUAGCAUUGAGAGCAUCCGGCCCUCCAACCUGCAAGCCUUUGCCAACAUGUCCACCCUACAUGGCAUGAGCCACAUCUUUGCCUAUGGGCACAUGACGUUUCGCCGCUUCCUGUGGACGCUGUCUUUCCUGGGCUCGCUGGCCUUGCUGAUGCUCGUCUGCAUGGACCGUGUGACCCACUACUUUGAUUAUCCCCACGUCACCAAGCUGGAUGAAGUAGCUGCACCCAACCUCACCUUCCCUGCCGUGACCUUCUGUAACCUCAACGAGUUCCGCUUCUCCAAGAUCACCAGGAACGACUUGUAUCAUGCGGGGGAGCUCCUGGCCCUCUUGAACUCCAACUACCAGAUAGCCAACCCUCACCUGGCCGAGCCUGAGGUGCUGGCUGCCCUCAAGGAUAAAGCCAAUUUCAUCAACUUCAAGCCCAAGCUGUUCAACAUGACAGACUUCUACAACCGCACGGGCCAUGACAUCAGUGACAUGCUGCUGCAGUGUACCUUCAAGGGAGCAGAAUGUUACCCGUGGAACUUCAGUACCAUUUACACUCGAUACGGGAAAUGCUACACCUUCAACUCUGGUUUGGACGGCAAUCCGUUGUUAACAACGUUAAAAGGCGGGACAGGAAAUGGGCUGGAGAUCAUGUUAGAUAUCCAACAGGAUGAAUACUUACCUGUUUGGGGAGAGACAGACGAGACCUCGUACGAAGCAGGCAUCAAGGUUCAGAUCCACCACCAGGAAGAGCCUCCCUUCAUUGACCAGCUGGGAUUUGGUGUGGCCCCUGGUUUUCAAACUUUUGUGUCAUGUCAGCAGCAACUGCUUCAGUACCUCCCUCCCCCCUGGGGAGACUGCAAGUCCACCCCUAUUGAUUCAGAGUUCUUCACCACGUACAGCAUCACAGCGUGCCGUAUCGACUGUGAGACGCGCUACCUGGUGGAGAACUGUAACUGCAGGAUGGUCCACAUGCCCGGGACCUCAACGGUUUGCACACCAGAGCAGUACAAGGACUGUGCAGACCCAGCUUUAGACUUCUUGGUAGAGAAAGACAGUGAUUACUGUGUGUGUGAGACCCCCUGCAACAUGACUCGUUAUGGCAAGGAGCUUUCCAUGGUGAAGAUACCCAGUAAAGCCUCUGCAAAAUAUCUGGCCAAGAAAUUCAACAGAACUGAGCAAUACAUUGGAGACAACCUACUAGUUCUGGACAUCUUCUUUGAGGCGUUGAAUUAUGAGAAGAUUGAGCAGAAGAAGGCAUAUGAAAUUGCAGGGUUGCUUGGUGACAUCGGUGGUCAGAUGGGUCUAUUCAUUGGAGCAAGUGUUUUGACCAUACUGGAAAUAUUUGAUUACUUAUAUGAGGUAUUUAAGGCAAAAGUUUUGGGUUACUUCAUGCGCAAGAAACGACCACAGCGCUGUCAGAGCGACAAUCUGGAGUUUCCAGAGAACCCAACCAGCCCUGGUGUCACGCCUAAUCAUGCCCCCAGAGCACCUGUGACACACUCCGGAGUCACUCGGACAGUCUCGGAUUCACGCCGAACAUGUUACCUCGUCACCCGACUCUAGGCAACUUUGAAGAGUUUGCUUGUUGACAACAUAAAGCAGGGUGGGGGGUGGGGUGGGAAACUUUGGGGUUUGACAGCAAACUGUGAAAUAACUAUGUAUCAUUACAAACAUGAGAAGUGUUCAAUACUCAAAGAGUAGUAGGAUCCAUUACUUGCCUGAAUAGAAAUAGAAAUAAUGUCAUAUUAAUAAACCACUUCCAAAACCGAACUCAGGUGAAAUGGCCAUAUUAAGGCGUCAGCUGUAUACUAUUUAUUUGAUGUUGCAUUCUCUUAAACAGGGUGACAUUAGAGUGUUUGAAUCGGUUUUAAUCAGCCUAGUAAUGUAUCAGCCUAGUAAUGUACAUUGAAAGUGGUCUCAGUUUGUCAAUGCAUACACCAUUAUAAUCAGUCAUUUCUGCAGAAUAUCAGAGUGAGAGGCUAGCCAUGGUCAACAUGUGUAGCAUCAGUUCAUCCAGGUUCAUUCAUAAGCAAAACAAGACAGGGAUAAAGACGUCUUUGUGGUACCACUCUCUAAUUGCGAAACCUCAAUGAGAAGUCAAAGAAUUCUGAUUUCAGUGAUUUCUACUUAACUAUGAUCAGUGUUCAAAGACAAAACAGCAGACCUGACUUGAAUCUCUGUACAGUAAUAGACACCUGUUGUCAUUGUUGCCUUGUUGUACAUCGAUGAUUGUGUUCUAAGAUUCUUAAUCAUUGUUGAUUUGAAUUAUAAUACAAAGUGAUGAAAGCCUCUUGCCUACCAAGAAGAUUAACUAUUGCAAGAUCACUGAAUACCAUUCAUUGUUACAUGCUGGAGAGAAAAAAAGCAGGGGUUUAUGUUUGCACAAAUGAAUGUUAAAAUCUUUUCAAUGGGUUUUUGGAAAAUAGGGAACUUUCACAUGGUGAUAAAGAGUGCUCCGCAAUAAAAAAAAUAGAAAAAAAAAGAAAAACGAUCCAUAUACCACUGAAAGAAAUGGUUUCCAAAUGUUUUUUAAUCUAUAGGACUAGAUAAACAUGCCAAUGCACCCAUCUUUAAAGUUAGCAUCUGUGAAUAUUGAAAGGGUUUGGUUUCAUGGCCAUGGCUUUUAACUGCUACAGAAACACUCAUUAGCACAAGUCCCCUGGGAGACUAGUGGAGUACAAACAUAUUCUAGGUGGUGUUCUAAAUAUUGUUUGAAAUGUGUAAAUAUUAGAUCGAAAUCUUAUUAAGACAUUACAACACACUCAUGUCAUGUAUGUUAACAAAAUAGACGACAACAUUUUCCAUUAAAGCUGUUGCGCUAUAAAGGAAUGGGAGAACGUGGCAUUCCGACGGGAGCAGCUAACCUGCCGUCCAAGCACACGGUGGCCUACCCCAAAAUUGUCCAAUCGUUUUUGUUGAUAGUGGACCUCAAGUGUCUUCCAGUUUCCAUUUACUUUCAGUACCCGACACAGAGUACAACUUGUUAUAUGUCAGAGACAGUUUAUUACAGUGCUUCAGAAAACCUAAGUUUCCCAUUCUAUUUAGUUUAAUUGGUUUAUAACACUAAAAUGCAUUGUAUAAUUGCAUUGGUAUACUAUUGUUAUAGAAAUUCCAUGUUAUACAGCUCAAAUAACACAGUCAGUUUGUGAUGUGUAAAUGAUCUAAUAUAAUAAACUAUAUAUUUAACCAUCAUCCUACGUACAAAACCUGUUUAUCUUUGUGUCAGUAAAAAUGUAAUACUAUUGUUCAUGUUCAGUAUAGUCAUCUGUGCUUGUGUCUAUAUAUCUUCAUCUUUUAAAUGGGACUUACAGUGGAUAUGAAAAGUUUACACACCCCUGUUAAAAUGCCAUGUAAAAAAUGGGACAAAGAUAA
Esox lucius (northern pike) is the source of this 4328-nucleotide messenger RNA. It is a transcript of the gene asic1c, whose product is annotated as acid-sensing (proton-gated) ion channel 1c. The record is from RefSeq and is a predicted model, not a curated record. Gene Ontology annotation, biological process: sodium ion transmembrane transport. The transcript has 11 exons. NCBI's taxonomy places the organism in Eukaryota, Metazoa, Chordata, Actinopteri, Esociformes, Esocidae. Bases 948 to 2519 code for a protein of 523 amino acids. Gene Ontology annotation, cellular component: membrane.